UUUGCCAAUCACAUCGGAAUGAGAUUUUCUUGGCCCAUGGCGACACUCCUCUCGGCUUUGAGAUGAUUCUUACCUGGAUCUAAUGUUGAAACAAUUACUGGAUGCACAGAUAAGGACAUGUUUGGGUUAGUAAUGACGUGCUCCAGAAGUUUCCAUGUGCCCCAGCAGGGUUACCGGUAAUGUUACUGGAGUCAAAUGUCAACACAUCGGUUACAUUGAAUUGAUUUGACCAGCUCUCAACAGGAUGGGAAAGCUCAGCAUAUCCUGCCUUUUCCCUGCCUCCUGGCACUUCAGCAUAUCACCAGUGGUUCUCCCCCGGCUCCUCCUUCCUUCAUUCAGACAGCUGAUCUUCCUGAGCUUGUUGGCUGGGCUUCUGGGUCUCCUUUACCUGCUGCUGGUCACAGGGAAGGGCCAGUACAGCUGGGUGAGGGAGGAUUCCCACAUUCACAGACAUUUGGCCAGAGUGACGGAUUUAGAGGUCACAGACACCAGCAACCCAAACCUUAACUACGGGCUGGUGAUUGACUGUGGAAGCAGCGGUUCACGGGUGUUUGUCUAUUGCUGGCCGCGGCACAACGGCAACCCACACGACCUGCUAGACAUCCGUCAGAUGAGAGACCAGCAUAGGAAGCCUGUGGUCAUGAAGAUUAAACCAGGUAUCUCUGAACUUGCUACCACACCAGAGAAGGCCAGUGACUACAUUUAUCCUUUACUCAGCUUUGCGGCACAACACAUCCCAAAGUUUAAGCAUCAGGAGACGCCUCUGUACAUCCUCUGCACCGCGGGAAUGAGAGUGCUGCCUGAGAGUCAGCAGGAGGCGAUCUUGGAGGAUCUGCGGACGGACAUCCCUGUGCAUUUUAACUUCCUGUUCUCAGACUCCCAUGUCGAGGUCAUCUCUGGGAAACAGGAGGGUGUGUAUGCAUGGAUUGGGAUUAACUUUGUUCUUGGAAGAUUCAAUCAUGGAGAUCAUGAUGGUGAGGCAGUGGUGGAGGUGCAGGUCCCAGGGGGUGACCAGCAGGAGGCGAUGGUGCGCAAGCGGACGGCAGGCGUGCUGGACAUGGGCGGCGUCUCCACGCAGAUCGCAUUCGAAGUGCCCAAAAGUGUAAGCUUUGCUUCUCCACAACAGGAGGAGAUGGCAAAGAACCUGCUGGCAGAGUUUAACCUGGGCUGCGAUGCCCACCGCACAGAGCACGUCUACCGUGUCUAUGUGUCCACUUUCCUGGGCUACGGCGGCAACGCGGCCCGCCAGAGAUACGAGGAGAGCAUGGUCAGCAAGACCGCUGUCCAGAACAAGCGUCUGGACCAGCAUGUGGGGGAGUCUGUAGACACUCCAGUCCUGGACCCGUGUCUUCCCAACGACCUGCAGGACGAAGUGGGUCCCACAGGGCAGAGGAUCCACAUCCGCGGCACGGGCGACUUCGACUCGUGCCGUCUGCUCCUGCAGCCGUUCCUCAACCGCACCAACGAGACGCACACCUCCCUCAAUGGCAUCUACCAGCCGGCCAUCGACUUCCGGAACAGCCAGUUCUACGGCUUCUCCGAGUUCUACUACUGUACCGAGGACGUGCUGCGCAUGGGCGGUGACUACAACUCCACAAAGUACACCAACGCUGCAAAGAACUACUGUGCCACCCAGUGGAGAACGUUGAAGGAGCGCUUUGACCGCGGUCUCUACGCCUCCCAUGCUGACUUGCACAGGCUUAAGUACCAGUGUUUCAAAUCCGCGUGGAUGCAUGAAGUUUUCCACACUGGCUUUGCCUUCCCCCCGAAUUACGACAACCUGAAGACCGCGCUGCUGGUCUAUGACAAAGAGGUGCAGUGGACACUGGGAGCCAUCCUCUACAGGACACGUUUCCUGCCUCUAAGGGACAUCCAGCAGGAGAGCCUGAAGGGGACGCACUCCCACUGGCGGCCCAGCUUCCCGUACGUCAACACGCACUACCUGUUCCUGGCCUGCUUCUUCGUGGUGCUGCUCUCCAUCCUGCUCUACCUGCUGCGGCUGAGGCGCAUCCACCGCCGCGCCGUCUCGCUCCACCGCGGAGCCUCCUCCUCUAUGCAGUGGUUGGAAGAAGGCUUGGACUCCCCUGACGUCCUCGUCACGCUAUAGGCUGGAGGUCUGCCUGUCUUAGGUUUGGCACCCGCCCCCACCCCCCCACCCCCACUCCUGACAUCACCCUGGCAGGGCCCUUAUUGGCCAGUACACAUGAAGGUCGCCUUUUUAGACUGCUGAAAAGAUGGCAAUAAUCACGCUGACUUCACAUAAGACUUGACGAGACUGUUCGGAGUUCGGACUGAGAGCUCGGCCUCAGGUGAAGUUUCUGUGCUGCUGCGGCGCCCAACACAAAAAAAAAAAAUGACUGUUAACUUCACCGAGCUGCGAUUUGAGAGGACAUUUUGAGUGCUAUGAGCCGUUUCAGUCUAGCUUUGAAAUUAUCAUGUGUUUCAGUGUUAAUUUAUUUUUGAUAUCUUUGUUUUUGUUGGUUUUUUUUUCCCUCUAAGUUUUAUUAUCCUUUUUUUUUUUUUUUUUAAAUGACCAUUAGCAAUGUGAACAGUUUUGUACGUGCACACUCUGCGGCCCGGCGAGAUUUGUUUCCACACUCCUUGAAGUUCCUUCGUGAUUUAGAUGGAGCUGGACCUUCAUGCCAUCCGGCCUCUGUCUGUUUUGACCGUGCCAAAAAAGAAGGGCACCCUUCCUCUCCCCACUCCUCAUGGACACCCACUCAUCCAAGUUGAUUAAAUCACACACACAUGCACGACUUGACGAUAUUGUUUCCAGUGGCACAUUCCUUAGUCAGAUAGGCAACUUUAUCAUGUACCGAGUUGCCCUCUUCGUGUCGGGUGAGACCUGACUCCGAAGCCUUUGUAAGCAUGGCUUCUACCAUAAGAAGACAGAAAUUGAUUUUGCUACUGGGCAGUCCUGUUGAAAGACAUACUGGUGUCACUCUCAACUUAACAGAAUGUUAAAUAGUUUUGUGGUACCCCUCAAUAGAUGGUACUUCCUUGAAAAAUGCCUCUGAUUUUACUGUUGGUAAAUAUUUCUGACUCUAGGGUUAUGGGAUAUCUGCGCAUCAAAAUGAUACCAGUGUUUCUGUAUACGAUAGAGGCUAAAAAUCCAGUGCAGAAUAGUUCAGAGUAUAGAUCCCAAGGCAUAGACCAAUGACUGGUGUGUGUGUGUGUGUGUGUGUAUGUGUGUGUGUGUGUAUGUAAGGGAAGAAUGAUUUAUUGGACCUUUUUGUUUUGAUUUCAUGUAGUAAACUAUGGGGGCUAUGACUCAUAGAGCAGGCAUAUGAUUUGUACUUCCAUAUCCAUUGUCUGGCUUCUAGUGUUUCAGCGAUGUUAUGAUUAGUGCAUUCUGAUUUCAAUAGACCACAAAUUUAGGGACCACAUUGCAUCCCAGUUAUACAUCUUGGAAAAACUGCUUGUGUCAAAACCCAUCAGAUAACGGCGAUAUUAGCACUGCAUCCUGUAGUGUAUUCCCUGACACUGCCAUGGCAUGUAGUGUUGUAUAGAUUUCAAUAGGCUGUGCAUCCAUGAUUCAUAAUACCCCUUGUACUUUUCUCUUGGGUUUCCUAAAAUGGUUUAAAGAUAUCUGCAGCAGCUCAAUAGGUACACUAUAUUUGAAUAACGAAAUCGUGCAAUAUUUUUUUUCCACAAUGUCUUAUCACGUGUCGAGGUGUGACCCAGAUGGAGUCCUGGCACCGGUCCUGUAUUUUUGAGGAGUCCAGUCUGCUGAAAAUGAUCCACAUGUCUUUGAGUCUGUGUGGAUCUGUCACUCUGAAUCCUGUGUAUGUGUCCGUGUGUGUAAAUGCUUGUGUGCGUGCGAGUGUGUGUUUUUAUUCAUUUGAGGCUUCUUUUUCUGAAGCCGUGUUCACUGCUGUAUGAAAAAAUGAUUGUGAAAGCACAGACGGCAUAUUUAUAAAUUAUGUUCAGGAAAGAAAUCUGUUUGCACGGAAAAGUUCAACAAUCUUGUCUGAUAUUAAAAACAAACAUUGAAGUC
Molecule: messenger RNA, 3997 nt
Organism: Sardina pilchardus (European sardine)
Lineage: Eukaryota; Metazoa; Chordata; Actinopteri; Clupeiformes; Clupeidae
Gene: entpd4
Product: ectonucleoside triphosphate diphosphohydrolase 4
Exons: 13
Coding region: 245-2107 (620 amino acids)
Biological process (GO): UDP catabolic process
Cellular component (GO): Golgi apparatus
Molecular function (GO): GDP phosphatase activity; UDP phosphatase activity
Source: RefSeq, a predicted model, not a curated record